UAUGGGCAGUUUCUUUCUUCUUUGCCUCCUUCUUUGUGUUUUCUGACAUUAAAUCUAAAACGAAAUUAAGAUAUCUGUGUUUUCUUGCUUAUUAUCUAAAUGACAGAGUGUUUUAAGUGUUUUUUUUUUUGGCUAAAAUCGAAGUUGGGUGUGUUGAAAACUGUUGGGUUUAUAAUUUAGUUGAAGGUUAAGUAUUGGGAAUCUCUAUUUGGGCGAAAAUCUGAUGAAAAUGAAAAUUCGACCUUUUUUUGUGCUAAAUCUUGUAGGAUAAUAUUAUUUGGUGGUUAAAGUUUGUUUUAAUUUAUUGCAUGUCGAGAAAAAGCUUGAAGAACUCAACAUUCUUUAUAUAAUCUGUGAUUUGAAAUCAGUGUUAGUGAACUGGGUUUCUUACUCGAUUUUUUUUGUUUCAGUUUCAGUUUUGUUAAUUUCAGUUUGUCAUUUUUUUUUAACUAAAAGGUGAAUGAUAUGUUCUGUUUCACUAAGUUAUUUCAGCUUGUUCUUCCAUUUAGAGGUCAUUCGGUUGUAUUAAUGAUAUGAAGACAGAACAUUAAUUUGAUUGCUUUGUUUAUGUCAACAUUAAUAGGAACAUGAAUAAUCUAGAGCAUGAUUGGAUGUACAAUAGGUUGGAUGGCCGAGGGGGUAUAAACUCUAGCUUUGUAACCGGUGUAGAUAAUUUUAUCCAAUUUGCACUUUCUCAACGAAAUUACAUGAGCGGUAACAAGGUUAGAUGUCCAUGUAAAAAAUGUCACAACAUUAAAUACAUGGAUGUUGAAAUCGUUGAAUAUCACCUUUUUAAUUUUGGAUUUGUUGAGGACUAUUUUGUUUGGGAGUAUCAAGGGGAAAAAGAUGUGAUCGGUGAGAUAGCUUCUGGUAAUGAUUUGCAUGAUGGUUAUCAACCUGAAUCGGGAUUCGAUAAUUCAUACAGACAAAUGGUCUUGGAUGCAGCUGGACCCAACUUUGGUCAGGGUUCGAGUUCGCAAUCUUAUAGCAAUAUUGAAGUUGAUUCUUCUCAUCCUUAUGAACCUUCAAUGGAGGAGGAGCCUAAUCCUUCAAUGGAGGAGGAGCCUAAUCCCGAGUCCCAAAGAUUUUACAAUUUGCUACAAGCUGCUGAUGAAAAAUUAUAUCCCGGUUCUUCUCUCUCUCAACUUGCAGUAGUCUCUAGAAUGUUAAAUAUUAAAAUGGAGAAUACUUUGUCACAGAGAGGUUAUAACCAAAUGAUACAAUUGUUGAAAGACGUUUUACCUGAAGAUAACAAAGUGCUUGAUAGUUAUUAUCAGACUAAGAAACUAGUGCGUAGUUUGGGUUUGCCAGUUGAAAAAAUUGAUUGUUAUGAUUCAGGAUGUAUGUUGUAUUGGGGUGAUGAUGAACACCUUACAUCUUGUAAAUUCUGUGGUAACCAGAGGUAUAAGCGUCGUGUCGGCUCUCGUAAGAGGAAAUUGGUCCCUUACAAGAAAAUGUAUUAUUUUCCUUUGAUUCCUAGAUUGAAAAGAUUAUAUGCAUCCCAUGCUACAGCUGCCGACAUGAGAUGGCAUCAUGAGCAUACACAAGAGGAUGGGGUAAUGCGUCAUCCAUCAGACUCUGAGGCUUGGAAGAACUUCAAUGAAACUCAUUCUUUUUUUGCUGCUGAACCAAGGAAUGUAAGGUUAGGGUUAUGUACUGAUGGUUUCCAACCGUUUAGUCAAUCUGGGAGGAAAUACUCUUCGUCGCCAGUGAUUGUCACCCCAUACAAUUUGCCUCCAGGAAUGUGUAUGAAAGAGGCAUAUAUGUUCUUAACUGUCAUUGUUCCUGGGCCAAACAAUCCCAAACAUAAAAUUGAUGUUUAUCUGCAACCUCUAAUAAAGGAAUUGACUUUGUUGUGGGAGACAGGUGUAGAAGCAUUUGACAUCUCGAAAAAGCAAAACUUUCAACUGAGGGCAGCUUGGAUGUGGACAAUCAGUGACUUCCCAGCAUAUUCUAUGUUAUCAGGAUGGAGUACUGCGGGCAAGUUAGCAUGUCCUUAUUGUAUGGAGGAAACACAAUCCUUUAGAUUACAACAUGGCAGGAAAACAUCUUGGUUUGAUAGUCAUAGAAUGUUCCUUGACCAACAUCAUCCUUUUAGGAGAGAUCAUAAAAACUUUCUCAAAGGUAAGACUGUCAAAAGACUAUCACCACUCUAUAGAAUAGGAGAGGAAAUUUUGAACCAAAUUUGUGACUUGGGGAUAAGGAAAGUAACAGAGUUAGAUGCACAGGAAGUUAAUCAGAGAAUAUGUAAGUCUUGUGGAUGGAAAAAGCGAAGCAUAUUUUGGGAUUUGCCUUAUUGGAAUUCUAACAUGAUUCGACAUAAUCUUGACGUCAUGCAUAUUGAAAAAAAUUUCUUUGAUAAUAUAUUUAAUACAAUUCUUAAUAUUGAUAACAAAACCAAAGACAAUCUACAAUCACGUCAAGAUAUGGUAAAUUACUGUGAUCGACCACAGUUGGCAAAGGACACUAGUGGAAAAUAUCCAAAAGCUAUAUAUACAAUAGCUAAGGAAGAAAGAGUUAUCUUGUUCAAUUGGGUGAAGGGUUUGAAGUUUCCAGAUGGAUAUGUUUCGAAUUUGGGUAGAUGUCCAGACACAAACGUGAAAAGAUUAUUUGGCAUGAAAAGUCAUGAUUGCCAUGUGUUCAUGCAACGACUAAUGCCUAUUGCUUUUCGUGAACUGCUUCCCAGUAAUGUGUGGCAAGCACUUACAGAAUUGAGCUUAUUUUUUAAAGAUCUUACUUCGACCACUCUACGAGUGGAUGACAUGGAAAGAUUAGAGGCAGACAUCCCGCAAAUCUUGUGUAAGUUAGAACGUAUAUUUCCCCCUGGGUUCUUUGACUCAAUGGAACAUCUGCCUGUGCACCUGCCAUAUGAAGCAAAGAUUGCUGGACCUGUACAAUAUCGAUGGAUGUAUCCUUUUGAAAGGUACCUCGGAACUCUUAAAAGAAUGAUUGGGAAUAAAGCUAGUGUUGAGGGUUCCAUUUGUGAAGCAUACUUGAUGAAGGAGUCAACACAUUUGUUUUCUCAUUAUUUUGAACCUCAUGUCAUGACACGUAAUCACGAUGUGGACCGUAAUGAUGAUGGUGGUGCUGUAGAAGAUCUUGAAGGAAAUUUAUCAAUAUUCACCCAUCCCGGUCGACUAUGGGGAGAAGCAAAAAAGAGGAAUUUAUCCCUUGAAGAAAUCAAGGCUGCCCAAACUUACAUUUUACUAAAUUGUAAAGAGGUUGAACCGUUUGUGAGUAUGUACGUGCAACGUCUGCAAGGAGAAUUCCCGAAUCUAUCUCAAGGUCAAAUAGAUGAGAGCCUUGAAGCAUAUUUCUCUAUAUGGUUCAAGGAAUAUGUCCGCUGCAACCAUAUUGAGAAUAAAUUCUUGCGUAGUCUUGCUCAUGGACCACUAAUAGGCGCUACAUGUCAUUCUGUGUAUUUUACUAAUGGAUACAAAUUUCACACAGACAGUCAUGGUAGCUCAAGAUCAACAAUGAACAGUGGAGUUUGUAUCUCGGAUCCAAAUUUUGGUGAUUACUAUGGACGGAUAAAAGAGAUUAUACAAGUGGAAUUUCGUGAAGAUCCUUUAAAGCAAACUGUGUUAUUCAACUGUGAAUGGUUUGAUCCAACUAUGGAUGUUGGUGUUAAAAAGCAUAAUCAGUACAAAUUGGUUGAUGUUAAUCAUCGUCGCCGAUAUAAAAAAUAUGAACCUUUUAUUCUUGCGAUGCAAGCAACUCAUGUGUGUUAUGUGUCGUAUCCUAGCAAGAAAAAGGAUAAGGAUGAUUGGGUCGCUGUGUUGAAAGUCAAACCUCGGAAUGUUGUUGAAUUAGCCGAUGAGGAAGUAAUGGUGACAGCUCCAGAUUUGAAUGUUCCAUUCCAAGUUGAAGAAGUUGAAGUCCACGAGAUAGAUAUGAAUGUUUCGAUUGAUGAAAAUAUACUCUUAUAUGAUCCAAACGGGAAUGCAAUUGUAAUGGAUGAACCCAUCGAUGAUAGGUUAUUGCCAGAGCAUCAUGAAAUCCAAAAUGAAUCUACAGAAGAAGAGUUUGAAACUGAAAAAGAGUAUGAAACUGAAGAAGAGUAUGAAACAGGGGAAACUACGGAGGAUGAGGAAGAGUUCGAAGAAGGAACAAAUAGUGACUAAUGCUUAGUAACAUGUGUUGUUGUAUCUUUAUUGUAUUUUGCUUAAGAUUUGGGUGUAAAAAUUUUCUGAUGGAUGGUUGAGUGUUUUGAUUUGCACCACAGUUUUUCUUUAUUGUUUUCUUUAACCUAUUUUACCACUUUCAUCAUUACUUACUGAAUCUUGUAGUGUACUAUGCGACUAUGUUGUUUGAUAAAUGCCAUUAUAGUUUUAUUUCAACCUUUGAUAGAAUCCUCCUGAUGUUAUUUA
Molecule: messenger RNA, 4370 nt
Organism: Lycium barbarum (goji berry)
Lineage: Eukaryota; Viridiplantae; Streptophyta; Magnoliopsida; Solanales; Solanaceae
Exons: 4
Coding region: 588-4124 (1178 amino acids)
Source: RefSeq, a predicted model, not a curated record